Messenger RNA from Phyllotreta striolata, 956 nucleotides. NCBI's taxonomy places the organism in Eukaryota, Metazoa, Arthropoda, Insecta, Coleoptera, Chrysomelidae. The record is from the annotation of a GenBank genome assembly.
CUUCGGUUAUUUUCACGAUGAAAUCAGUCAUAAUACUUUGUUUUGUAUUGGCCUUGGCUACGAAAAAUGGACAAGCCGGCGUGGUCAAUAAGGAUCAAAUUCCCCUACAAAGCCAGUUAAACGAACAGAUGCACCAAGGGCAGAUCGAACAACAUCAACUUCAACAACAUCAAUUUCAACAGCAGCUUCAACAACAUUUCCAGGCGCAACACCCGGAAUCCGGUAAUUACGAUCAGCAAAACCAGGAAAGUUUCGACCACCACCAGCACGAAUCUUACUAUGGCAGUAAUGACAUAAAUCAGCACGAAGCUCAAAUACAUGAACAAGCGUUAGGAUCUCAUCAGGAAACAGGAGGAGACAGUUGGCAUGGUUAUUCUGGUGGUCACAGUGCAGAACAAAGCCAUUCGUCCGCAGAAGACUUUGGAAAUUUGGGCAACCUAAUAGCUCAUGGAAUCAACCUAGGCUCGCACGAUGCCGAACAGCAGGGACAUCAGGAUUUCCAACCCAAAGUAGAAAUCCAAAACGAACACAUUCCUACUCACACUAUCGAAAAAACCCAGCACGUUCCGGUUGAAGUAGUAAAAAAGGUCGGAGUACCCGUCCCGCAUGCUGUUGGAGUACCAACUCCUCAAAUUAUUAAGGUGCCAGUACCCCAACCCUACGCCGUUCACGUGCCUGUACCGCAUCCUAUUCAUGUUCCUAUUUACAAGUUAGUACCUCAGGAGAUCGAGAAGAGAGUUCCUAUUGAAGUUCAAAAAUUGGUGCCGGUUUAUGUGGAGAAGCCGGUGAAAAUCGAAAUCGAGAAGCACCACGUCGAGUACGUAGAGAAGCCCUAUCCAGUGCACGUGCCCGUUUACAAGCACGUUUUACAUUCGGGCGGCCACAAAAAAUGGUGAAAGACUGAUUCCAGUUGACUGACGAAUUUUUUCGACAACUUCAUAAUUUCCACUAAUUUC